Messenger RNA from Paralichthys olivaceus (Japanese flounder), 2707 nucleotides. It is a transcript of the gene nudt9, whose product is annotated as nudix (nucleoside diphosphate linked moiety X)-type motif 9. The record is from RefSeq and is a predicted model, not a curated record. Gene Ontology annotation, molecular function: ADP-ribose diphosphatase activity. NCBI's taxonomy places the organism in Eukaryota, Metazoa, Chordata, Actinopteri, Pleuronectiformes, Paralichthyidae.
ACGCCUUCGGUGACGUCGUCACGCAGGGCGGUGCACUUCCUGGUUACGGUGCAUUGCGUGUUGUGGUUGAUCGAUGUUCGAGUCCCUGUGAAGGAAUGAUUCAUUUCCUUCAGCGGCGAAACUGGAUGUGCCGGAUCCGCUUAGCGCUCACUCUCCUCGGGCUCCCGUACACCGUGUGCUCCUCCGGACGUAGGUCUGCCAUCGCCUGCUCAGCCUCCCCUCCUUUCAUCAGCAGCCACUCCCCCAGUCCAAUCACUUCCAGUUGCUGUAACCUCUACAUGACCAGCGUGCGGACAAUGCCGACCUCAGCUGCUCCUCACGCACAAUCCAGAUGCCCUCAGUAUCCAGGAUCCAACAUCAAGCGCUUCCCGGUGCCCGAUAACCAGGUGGACUGGAGUCAGAACUGGCAACAGUAUAAUCCAGUCAGCUACACCGACCCUACAGUAGCAAAGAAGCCAGCAUGGGCAGAUCCUGAUAUCAGCUCUUUCAGUCCAAAAUUCAACACUGUGGAUGGUUCUGUAGACAGGACAAGCUUUGAGGGCAGCUUCAAGGUUGAAAAUGGAAAGCCACUGAAUCCUCAUGGACGCACAGGGUUGACCGGUAGAGGUCUGCUGGGACGAUGGGGACCCAAUCACGCUGCAGAUCCUGUUGUCACCAGGUGGAAAGUUGAUGCCAAAGGAGCAAAGAUACAUCACCCUGUCACCAAAAGGCCUAUUCUGCAGUUUGUGUCCAUCAAGAGGAAGGACUGUGGGGAGUGGGCCAUUCCUGGGGGGAUGGUGGAUUCAGGGGAGCAGGUCUCUCUCACGCUGCAGCGGGAGUUCGCGGAGGAAGCGUUAAACUCUCUUUCAGUGUCGCCAUCAGAGAAAGCAAAAAUCUACGAGCGCAUCACCAAACUCUUUAAAUCAACAGGGUUUCCGGUCUAUAAAGGGUAUGUGGAUGAUCCUAGAAACACGGAUAAUGCUUGGAUGGAGACAGUUGUGGUUAACUUCCAUGAUGACUCAGGCAACAGUGUGAGUGAGCUGCCACUGCAAGCCGGCGAUGACGCAGGACAAGUCAAGUGGGCUGAUGUUGACUCGUCCUCCACCCUCUAUGCAAGCCAUUCCCAUUUCCUGGAGCUGGUUGCCAAAGAGAGAAAAUCCCACUGGUAACCAAACCAAGACUGUUCUGACAAAACCAUGAAGGAAACAUGAACAUGAGCAUCACUACUCUCUGAGUGCUGAGAGCGCUUUAUGAUUAGAAUGCAUGACACCUAACCUUAUGUACCGCACUCAUCUUAACAUUAAAUGUACAUUUAAGUUAAUGAAACUAUAAUAAACCCCUCGUUCAUGGUACAUGAUGUACAAUGAAUGAUGGACAAUGUGGCUAUGCAGCUUUAAUCUACUAAUGUAGCAGUACUGAUGAAAUGAAUGUAAGACCUCACUCGGGCCUAGAAUUAACAUCUGUCCUGAGUGAUCUGAUCACAAGUGGCCAGCGCUAAGUACAGGUCUGAACGCACUAACUCUACAUUCAGAGGUUUUGUGAGAAGCAUUUGGCCGCAUUCAUUUAUCUGCUUGAACUCAAAUAUGUCUGCUUACUCAGCUGACGUCCUCUGACCGGUUUUACUAUGAAUAGAGCAAUUUUUUUUUUUUUACACUUCUCAGUGAUCAUACAUUGAUAUGUUUGUGUCCACUGCCACAUUAUCAACACUGGUACUUAUUGAUUGACACUUUUCAUAAAUUGGUAAAAUCUUUCCUCACAUUAGAGCUGCACAAGAUUCAUUCAGGCCCUCCUGAAUCCUCUCUCUCUCUCUCCCCCCCCCCUCCCUCUCCCUUCCUUGCUUGCUAGCAUUGACACUAUAGUCGAGACACACACACACACACACAGAUGCAUUGGAUGCGUCUGUAAACUCCGACUGGCUAAAAACAACAUUAUUUGGUCAACACAACACAAAAUUUACUUUCCAGGAUCUGUUAAGAUUUGAUCACAUGGUUUAAUACCAGGUAUGAAGAGACGAACUUAACACUGACCACUUGUGAACGGAUCCCGAAGGAGCAGGUUGAAAGCUUGGCUGCAGUUUGCUCAGACGACGUUGUAAAAUGUAUGCUGUUUGAUUGAAGAAUUUUCUUUACAAAAAAGAGACUGAAGGUAUAAUAGCCAAGAUGAUGCUCAGUGGCACACUUCACUAAAAGACAAGGCUAACCCCCUUUUUUCCACUGGAACAAAUUAUGCUAAUUUAUUCAAUGUUAACAAGAAUCCCAUUAGGCCAGUGAGAUCUUGGAAGUAAAAUUACAGUGAGCUGCUGAACACAUGCAACAUUAAUGUAAGUGUGAUAAGGGGGCAAUCAGGAAGAAAAGUGUGUGGACUGAUUUUGAUGUGUACGUGUUAAUAGAAAAUGAAGAAGAUGUGCUGGAGCUCAGCACGGUCCAGCAGAGCACUGUCGUUGACAGACUGCAGCUAGAGGACAAACACGUUCUCUAGCGGUAACAGUCGGUGGAAGCUAAGGCCAUUUCACAUUCGACAGCCUGGUCUUUCCAAAUGUUCGCACAAGUAUGUGUCAUCUCACUGGUGGGACAUUGAGAAUUACGCAUCAAGUGGUUUGCAUCUGUUAGGAUUACUGAUACAAACACUUCUGUCAUCAAAAGGCCGUCAACAACCAACAGCUGAGCUCAUAUUAGCUUCAGUGAUGAGAGGCAGCUGCAUCAUCUUAUGAAUCCAACUUUUUAAUAAA